This is a messenger RNA of Arachis ipaensis, 1001 nucleotides long. RefSeq lists its product as uncharacterized. NCBI's taxonomy places the organism in Eukaryota, Viridiplantae, Streptophyta, Magnoliopsida, Fabales, Fabaceae. The record is from RefSeq and is a predicted model, not a curated record.
AAGAAUAUUGAACGGAAGCAUCCCACUACAUUCUCUAGUAUUUGCUUCUUUUUCGUUCCUUUCUCUAUUAUUUUGCUAAGGAAUAUUAUGAGUUACUCAAUGUCAAGUUUUUUAUUUUCUAUUUUGUUUACUUUACUCCUAUUUACUCGUGUCUUCACCCAUGAAAUAUCUAAGGUUAUAGGGAAUGAGCUGACUGAUGAGAAUGAAGGAAAAAAUUUCAAUUAUCCAACGUCAUUGCAUUAUGUGCACAAAGAAAAGAUGUAUGACUCUAAAGAUGAAGGGGAUAAAACUCCAACAAGAAAGAUAGAAGUUCAUGAGAUAAAAGGUUCAACAAGUGACUCAUCAGUUGGUUAUCUAUCCAAUGACUUUCAACGAACCAUUCCUUCAAUGAUGCCUAACACUCAAAAGGAUUAUGGUUAUUAUCCAAAUAACUAUCAAUUGGAUGGUUUAACUUUCAGGGUUAAUAUUCCUGGUUUUGCGAGGAUAUAUUUGCCUAAUUUACCGAUUGAACUUCCAUUUCCAAAUGUUGAAUUACCUUUCCAUACCACUCGUAUGAUUCGUAAUGGUUACUACUAUCCUGGUAACUACUACCAACCUAUUAUUCCUUCUUCACUACUAACUCAGAGUAAACAAUAUCACAACAUUCAAUCAUUUGGAUACCAACCUUCAAGCUUGUCAAAUAUUGACAACUUCGAAGAUGGAAGUAUAAUAAGAAAUCGAAAAAUUAUGAGACCUUCGUCAGAAAUUGAUGGGAGAAUUUUCCAUAUGUUUCCAACAAAAACUUCUACAAUGGCAUAUGAGGAUAAAACAUGGUAUGGAGAUGCUAGUAAGAAGACUGUGAAAGUCGAUCCAUAAACCAUAUUUAGACAUCAUGUAUCAAAAUAAAAUGGUGUGCCAUACAACUUAUAUAUGCGGACCUUGAAUUAUGCUCCUAUGCAAUAUUGUUGGUCUUUUCAAUUAUUCCAUACAUAAACUAAGCUCAUCAGUUUGUCAUUCUCCUA